Molecule: messenger RNA, 2375 nt
Organism: Sphaerodactylus townsendi
Lineage: Eukaryota; Metazoa; Chordata; Lepidosauria; Squamata; Sphaerodactylidae
Gene: AQP8
Product: aquaporin 8
Exons: 6
Coding region: 96-956 (286 amino acids)
Biological process (GO): transmembrane transport; water transport
Cellular component (GO): plasma membrane
Molecular function (GO): water channel activity
Source: RefSeq, a predicted model, not a curated record
AAAUCAUUCCUCACCACGGAAGAAGGCCAUUUGGCACCAGGGACUUGGCGGUGACCAGACGCAAAACCUGAUCUCUGAAGGAAGUCUGCCCAGCCAUGGCGGAUGUGGAAUUUGGACGCAUGUCAAUCAAGGAGAGCAAGGAGGACAUCAAAGCCAGCCCCGCGCGGCCCCACUGGUUUGAGCAGUACGUCCAGCCCUGCAUGGGCGAGCUGGUGGGCUCGGCCUUCUUCAUCUUCAUGGGCUGCGUGUCGGUCAUCGAGAACGCGGACGGCACCAGCAGGCUGCAGCCGGCCCUGGUGCACGGACUGGCCCUGGGGCUCACCAUCGCCGUCCUGGGCAGCAUCAGCGGGGGCCACUUCAAUCCUGCCGUUUCCCUCGGAGCCUGGCUGAUCGGCGGCCUGAACAUGGUGAUGGUCAUCCCGUACUGGAUCUCCCAGCUGUGUGGGGGGCUGAUCGGGGCCGCUUUUGCCAAGCGGGGCAGCCUUCACGACCAUCACGUCGGACGACCACCUGGGGAGGGCUUUGAUCAGCGAGGUCAUCAUGACCAUGUUCCUCGUCCUCACCGUGUGCAUGGGGGCCAUCAACGAGAAGACCAAGAGCCUCCUGGCCCCCUUCUGCAUUGGCUUCACUGUGACCGUGGAUAUCCUCGCAGGGGGUGCUAUCUCAGGGGCCUGCAUGAACCCAGCCCGAGCGUUUGGCCCCGCGCUGGUUGCCAAUUACUGGGAUUACCACUGGGUGUACUGGGUGGGCCCCAUGGUGGCCGGACUGCUGGUCGGAGCCUUGAUCAGGUUCCUGAUUGGAGACAAGAAAACUCGCCUCUUCCUCAAAUAGCACCGCCCCCCCCCAGUCAACUGGGCAGUCCAUCCAACGGGGGUCUUCUCUGCCUGACCAGGGCUCUCUCGCUCUGGCUGCCCCUGCUACUUCUGCUGCCCUCUCUGCCCGCCACCCCCGGCUGAAUGGCAGUUCCACCCCCUGGCAGGGCAGCCCUUGGACUCUUCUGGGAGGGAGCUUCUCUCCCAAAACUUACUCUGGGCAUUCCUGGGGGGGGGGCGGGGGCUGGUCAGGGGACCCCCCCUCCUUCCUUCUGUAUCCUUCACAUGUCAGUGAUGAGAUUUCUCCCCAAGUCCCCACUGCAAGGAAAGGAUCUGCCCCGCCCUUUGCUUUUCUGGGGGGAGAUGCUACAGAGAGAGGGUUGGGGGGGGGCUCUAAAGGUCACUCCUCACCCCCUCCCAUUAAUCCCAGGAGGGGGCAGCUCUCCUGCUGGCCUGGCCUUCCACCCACUGCUGCCUUUCGCAGUGUCCAAAUUCAGCCACCCACAGUGGCCAGCUCGCGCCUGCCUUGUGUCCUGCCAGGGCUAGCAGCCGUGGCUUCUUUGGUUGGGGCGUGGCAGCAGCGCGGGCUCACCUUUGCCACCUUCCCCUGUCAGGCCUCCAGGUUCUUCUCCUCCUCCUCCUCCUCCUCCUCCUCCUUGCAGGGCAGCCGAGGAGGACCCUCUGCAGUUCAGGAGGUGGGGGCGUUUUUCCUGCAGGCUCCGGGCUCUGCCCUCCCUGGCACAGCAGGGGGGUGGGGGGGUGGGAGUGGCUGCCACGCUCCUCCUCGCCCUUUGGCAAGUGCUGGUUCUGCGAAGAAGAAGAAGAAGAAGAAGCUGUAGAUCCUAAUAAGGUGAAUCAAAGCAGAGCUUCUGGAAGGCGGCCCAUAAAUCACCUCCAGCGACAGCCCGAAUUGAUGGCUGGAUUCCUCCUUUUCAAGAAAGCGGGGGAGGCUGGGGGGGCUCCCUUCCCACCUGCCUGAUCAAAGGGCCCCCUUUCUUUUGGGCUGGCUCUUCCCGCAGCCCGAGACUCGGGUGGUGGGGAGCUGGGGGAACCUCCUGCUUUCCAUUUCCAGUGGUCAGGGGAGGGGCUUGCAAGGUUGCUCCGCUGGGAUUUUCCUUCCCUUCUGGCAGCAAUUCAAUAGGUGCAGCUUCUCCUGGCAUACCAAGGCAGUGGUGGAGAAGGCUGGCAAAGGCGGGGGGGGGGGGAAUUGAUGGUGAGUUCGGCCUGUCUUACUCGGCAAGGAACUGCACUCUGAAUGUGCACAGAGGGCGCUCCUUUUGAUUCUUCCUGAGGGUAUUCUGAGGCUAGGUGGGUGCUUAGAGUAAACAGUGAGUUUUAAAGCAAGAGAUGAACAGGUUGGGAUUCCUGCCCCCCAACAAGGGGGAGGAUGUGGCCCACUAGCUAGGGGGAAGGAAAGGCACUCUGUGCAUGUUCAAAGACAUGACUUCCAUCACUGUCAAGAAACGUAUUUCAAGACUGGAGCCCCCCAACCUGAUUCUAGCCUGUGUCCUUGUUUGCCUUGAAAUGGGGCUGGUCUCCCCCAAUAAAUACCAAAUGAAUUCA